This is a messenger RNA of Drosophila rhopaloa, 6701 nucleotides long. RefSeq names its product MAP/microtubule affinity-regulating kinase 3 (gene par-1). Lineage: Eukaryota; Metazoa; Arthropoda; Insecta; Diptera; Drosophilidae. Gene Ontology annotation, cellular component: cytoplasm. The transcript is spliced from 17 exons. The coding region runs from base 721 to 4350 and encodes 1209 amino acids. Gene Ontology annotation, molecular function: tau-protein kinase activity; protein serine/threonine kinase activity; ATP binding. The record is from RefSeq and is a predicted model, not a curated record. Gene Ontology annotation, biological process: protein phosphorylation; intracellular signal transduction; microtubule cytoskeleton organization.
AGUGUGUGUGCUGUGUUGGUGUAUUAAGGCCGACGGCUCUGCCGCAGUUGACGUCGCUGCUCAGUCCGAUUCCGUGCUUUGGAAUACUCCGCGCUCUCGCUCUCCGGCACUCCAGUUCCAGUUGCUGAGUGGCCAAGUGGCUCUUUGGCUGCUGAGCUGUUUCUGUUUCUGUUGCUAUUGCUUUAGCUGUGUUUUUGGUGUUUUUUCGGUGUCUUCUGCGUUUUGUAAAUGUAGUCGUCGGCGGCGUUUACGUCAGAGUUACAGAGGAGCCAACAAAAGCUAUAAUCUAAUACCCCCACGUAAAGCGAGUGCGAAAAAUUGCGAAAGCCGCGUGCCUCACCGAUAAGAUAAGCGCGCGGCUAAAGAACUCCUCCGGCCAACGAAAACGAACCUUUAAUAAUCGGGAUUCGCGCGAAAUGUGAUUUUUUUUUAUAGCUUAAGUGAUAAAUAAGAAAAAUACCCACACACUCUCAAACACCCAGUGUAUAUAAGCUAACUGUGUUUUUUCAGCAGUGAAAAAGUCGGCUCAAUUGUCUAAAAUGUAAGAACAAUAAAUUUAUGCCAAGUGCCAGUUAAAAAAUAUAUAAAAAGAAAAAGUUGCGAUCUCUCCGAGCAACAAGUACUUGUGCACCAAUACACACACACAAGCAAAGGUAGUGCCACGACAAAAAAGAGAAAAAAACACAGAGAAACCGAAACCAAAAGCAAAACGGAGGAGCAAUGGAGGCCACCACUACCACAACACCUGACUUGAACCGCGGCGAUGCCACCAGGAAGAGUGUGCGUUUGUAUGCCGCCCGCAAGGGGGCGGCACCUGCACCGCCCAAGCUUAGUGUGGCGCCCUCUAGCAACCAAAAUAAUAACAACAACAAUAGCUGUGAAAAAUUGCCGGAAACGGAAAUAGAUCUGCACCAAACAAAUCUUGCCAGCAAGGAUCUCGAAGGAGCCAUCGACGAUGAUAGCAUUGUGGAGCUGAGGCGACGCAAUGUGCAGGCGACUCCUCUGCCCAGGAUUGCCGUAUCGGCCCUGCCCACUCUGCAGCCACAUCCCAAGCCCACGGAGCGCCAGAAGACAGUGCCUCGCAGCCUCCUGUCCACCGAGGACGAUGCCGGGGUGUCCUUUGCCCUCGGCUCCAUCGAGAAGCACAUCCACAACGUGGAGGAGAGCUUCAAGCAACAGCAGCAAAACCAACAGCAAUCCCAAUCUUCGAUGGACGUAAUGAAGCUGGAGAUUAAGCGGAAGCAGAGCAAACGAUAUGGCGAAACAGAAAAUCUGCUUCGACCGGGUAUUAGCGACAUGUCCUCGGAAAAUGAUUUCCAGUACUUAGGCGGCAGGCGGGCAGGCGAACUGGACGAGAGCAACGAGCUGAUGCUAUCGGAAUUUCAGCGUGGGAGCGAUGGACGUAACUCGAUCGGCGCUUAUUCCAAGAAUUCAACUGCAGCCUCAAACGGAGCAAACGCUGUGAAAGCCAAACUGGCACGUACUGCCUCGGAUACAAAGAAUAACGAUACGGUGCUGGCCAUGCGGGCCACUCUGAAGCAAAAGCAGAACUUGCAGGACGAAAAGCAGCCGGCGGUUUGGCGUCCAGCCGGUACCGCACCCACUCCGGCGGCCAGAAGCUCCUCCUCCACUUCGUCAAACUCCGCCUCGACCAGUCGUGGCGGAAGCAGCAGCAGCGUGGUCGAUGGAGUGGCUCCGUCCAAACUAACGGCCACCACCAUAUCGGCGUCCAAGAGACGUGAGGAGAAUUUGAGACAAUUUGAAGCUCUGCUGGCUCAGAAGUCCUCACACCGUCACGCCGCCUCAUCAGGAGCAUCUGGCGCUUCGGCAGCCGGACACAGUUCUGCCAGCGCGAAGAGGCGCUCAGAGCGGCCGAUUGUGGCGCCCAUUCCGCCGUACAACUCCAGCCGAGCAGAACCGGUGACCAGCUCCACACGAGCCAGCGUGGUUCCAAGGUCCACUUCGGGACAUGGAUCCGAAUCCGGCUCAGUGUCAGCUGUCCCGCCUGUGGGACAUCACCGCACUGGCCACGUUCCCAGCGCGGUGACGAACCGCAGCAAUGUUUACAGCAACAAUGCUGCACAGGGUUCGCCUAACAUGCAGAUGCGGAGUAGUGCUCCCAUGCGAUGGCGCGCUACGGAGGAGCACAUUGGCAAAUAUAAACUCAUAAAGACGAUCGGAAAGGGAAAUUUCGCUAAGGUGAAACUAGCGAAACACCUGCCCACUGGCAAGGAGGUGGCCAUCAAGAUAAUUGACAAGACCCAACUCAAUCCUGGGUCACUACAGAAACUCUUCAGAGAGGUUAGAAUAAUGAAGAUGCUGGAUCACCCCAACAUAGUUAAAUUGUUUCAAGUAAUCGAAACUGAGAAAACGCUAUAUUUAAUCAUGGAGUACGCGUCAGGUGGUGAGGUCUUCGACUAUCUGGUUCUACACGGACGUAUGAAGGAGAAGGAGGCGCGUGUCAAGUUUCGACAAAUCGUCUCAGCCGUGCAAUACUGUCAUCAGAAAAGAAUAAUACACAGGGACUUAAAAGCUGAAAACCUUUUGCUGGACAGCGAACUGAACAUCAAAAUCGCUGAUUUUGGCUUUUCGAACGAGUUCACGCCCGGCUCAAAGCUGGACACGUUCUGCGGUAGUCCGCCGUACGCAGCUCCGGAACUGUUUCAGGGCAAAAAGUACGACGGGCCGGAGGUCGAUGUAUGGUCGCUGGGCGUCAUCCUGUAUACGUUAGUGAGCGGUUCCCUGCCCUUCGAUGGCUCCACCUUAAGGGAGCUGCGCGAACGCGUGCUCAGAGGCAAAUAUAGAAUUCCCUUCUAUAUGUCGACUGACUGCGAAAACUUGCUCCGCAAAUUCUUAGUACUGAAUCCCGCAAAGCGUGCUAGUCUUGAAACAAUCAUGGGCGACAAGUGGAUGAACAUGGGGUUUGAGGAGGACGAACUCAAGCCCUACAUUGAGCCCAAAGCCGAUUUAGCCGAUCCCAAGCGGAUAGGUAAGACGGAAGCUCUAGUCGCGAUGGGCUACAAUCGGUCAGAGAUCGAGGCUUCGCUCUCCCAGGUGCGCUACGACGAUGUUUUUGCCACGUAUUUACUGCUGGGACGCAAGAGCACAGACCCGGAAAGUGACGGAUCGCGAUCCGGUUCAUCGCUCUCGCUGCGCAACAUUUCGGGCAACGAUGCCAAUGCUGGCAGUGCGAGUGUGCAGAGUCCCACUCACAGAGGCGUCCACAGGAGCAUAUCGGCGUCCAGCACGAAACCAAGUCGCAGAGCCUCGUCCGGUGCGGAAACAUUGCGUGUUGGACCGACAAAUGCGGCAGCAACAGUGGCGGCUGCCACGGGAGCUGUGGGUGCGGUAAAUCCAAGCAAUAAUUACAAUGCUGCAGGGUCAGCGGCGGAUCGAGCAUCAGUUGGCAGCAACUUCAAGCGUCAGAACACCAUUGACUCGGCUACAAUUAAGGAGAAUACAGCGCGACUGGCCGCUCAAAAUCAGAGGCCCGCUUCGGCCACCCAAAAGAUGCUCACCACGGCAGACACCACACUGAACAGUCCCGCCAAGCCGCGAACGGCAACGAAGUACGACCCGACGAACGGCAAUCGCACGGUCAGCGGCACAAGUGGCAUCAUUCCACGCCGCUCCACCACGCUGUAUGAAAAGACUUCGUCGACGGAGAAAACCAAUGUUAUUCCUGCAGAGACAAACAGUGGAUCGGCAGCUCCCGCUGGGAAAGGUCAUACCAAAAGCGCGUCUGUCUCGAGCCCUCGCCCCUCUGCAGACGGAUGCGUCUCGGUCUCGAAUGACCCGCUCGGAACGAGUCUGUUCGAUCGACUUAGAAUGGCAUCGGCUGUUAAAUCAAGCAGACACUUUCCAAGGAAUGUUCCAUCACGUUCAACCUUUCACUCUGGUCAAACCAGAGCACGAAACAACACAGCGCUGGAAUACUCGGGCACCAGCGGUGCCUCCGGCGACUCCUCCCAUCCGGGUCGCAUGAGCUUUUUCUCCAAACUCUCCUCACGUUUUAGCAAACGUCAAACAACUACAGACGAGGCAGCGAAACCACGGGUUCUACGAUUCACAUGGUCUAUGAAAACCACUUCGCCCCUGAUGCCCGAACAGAUAAUGCAAAAGAUUCGUGAAGUACUUGACCAGAACAACUGCGACUACGAGCAGCGCGAGCGAUUUGUCCUUUGGUGCGUGCACGGAGAUCCAAAUACGGAUUCCCUGGUACAAUGGGAAAUUGAGGUGUGCAAGCUGCCACGUCUCUCAUUAAAUGGAGUGCGCUUUAAGCGAAUCUCUGGCACCAGCAUUGGCUUCAAGAACAUUGCGUCUCGCAUUGCUUUUGACCUCCGGCUGUGACUUAACCAAACGAACAACGAGGGGAAUGCGGCCGCCGCCGCCGCCGCCUCGCGGCCUACUGAUCCAUCCGACACCUUAUCCAGCGCCAACUGUCGGAGGGCCAGCAACGAUAGCACAUCCCGGCUGUCGGAGCUCUCGCUUCUGUGUCGCUCAUUAACCAGCCAGCAGGGCUCCCAGCGACGCAAGAAGAGCCGACUGUCCACGGGUGGCAGUGAGGAUCAGAAGAAAUCCAACUCGUUGCUGUCGGCAUUUCAAAUGUACUCUCCCUUCAGUUCCAAGGAGAAUUUACAGUCCAGUGAGGAGGUGGAAGAUCUGCAGGUGAUUGACACGCAGCCAGGACACUCUGUUGAUGUGCCUCCCUAUGCUGACUUCAGCCCAAUCAAUCCAAUUAUGGAAGAGGAUGCUGAGGGCGUUGAGGGUAAAACCAGUGAAGCCAAAAGCUCUGGCAGUGGACAAAAGACCAAAGGCGACGGCGGCGGCGGCAGCGGCGGUGGUGGUGGGGGCAAUCGAUUAAAGCGAAACAUCAAGCACACCGGGAGCCUAAUUGUUCGCAAAUUAACUGCCGGCAGGCACAGUGAUGCGGACAAAAAGGGUGCGACUGGGAAAAAGGAUAAGGAGCAGCAGGAAGUGGCGGCUACGGAUAAGGAGAAUCCAAGCAGCAAGCCGGAGGGCAAGGUCCCCAUGCUACGCACCACAACCCUCUAAUGCAAUGGAACAUGGCCGUAGCAUGGGCAAUACGUUUAGUUGUGGGGCAGUUUGUAUCUAUUGAAUGAGUAAUUUGAAGGCACUGCGGCGGAUCCCUGCUGGAAUCUCAAGAAAAAAUUAGUGUUAGCAUCUCUCCGUAGAUCGAACGUAUUGAAUAUAUAACUACACAUUACAAUCAAGCAGACAAACUCCUCUAUCUAUCCACACUGACAUGCAUUAGCACCCGCAUAGAUACGCACAUAUUUACAUACGUUAAUUAAUAGGAACCUAGUGAAUGGGCCAGCAAUAUUGGUCAUUGAGCUGGAGGCAAGAUGAAUUAAAAGUACAUAUAGGGAAAACAGAAACACCACUCAAUAAAACCGUAACAAUAAAUAUUAACAAGAAACCAAUCAACGCUCUAUAAACUGCAUUUAUGUGUCGAUAUCCAGUAAUCAAUUUUGCUUGGCGAACAAACGAUCAAGGAACCCAAAUUUAAAGAUAACCGAUUCGGGUUGUUUCUUUUUUUGAACUUUAUUUUCAAGAAUGUCGUAUAUGUGUAAAUAAUACAUAAUAUAUCAAGGGCCGUAUCGCAAAUCGGUUAGCCAAAGUUCUUCUUCUACUAUAUUGAAAUGUGCCCAACUCCAAUCUAAACACCAUCUAUUGUAAUUAUUAGACCUGUGCUCGAAUACGUAGUUGGUACUUAUACCUUAUACUUUUGUUAAUUUCCUUCAAUUUAAACAGUUCAUAGAACACACAGACAGCAAAUGUAUGUAUAUUACUGUUAAGGCUACAAGUUUACUAACAACACCACUCCGAAUCAUGUAACACUCAGAUGCAAUUGUGGCCAAUUGUUACCUAGUUUCCACUAAGUUCACUUACCCCAAGGAAAAGACGAGCCAGUGGCUGUAAAGGGCCAUUCUACAUGCAAUUGUUGAAUGUUGCUGAAGCAGACUUUAAUGUGUUACGAAAAAGAAAGUAAAUGGGUUUUAAGGGAGGAGCGAUCUCAAGUGAGAUGUAGAAAAAAGACGACCAUUUAUCUAAGUUGUGGAGGCUCAAAAACAGUCUAUAUAUACCAAAACAUAUACAUAGUUGCACAUCAAGUUGUCUUCAUCAUGAUUGUGACGCAUUUCUGUAAUUCUUAACUUUUGAGAGAAGCAUGCAUCGUUUUAUAUAUUUGUUGUUAAAUGACAGCUAAUUGGAACUUAUUAAUAAUUACUAGGACUAGGCAAGAACGCGCAUAAACACACAUAAGUAUAUAAUACAUGCAUAAAUAUAUAAAGCAAGCAGCUUAUUACAUAUACGCCGAGAGAUAUCCUCAAGUAGAUUGCCGGAUUCCCUUUCCGAAAAAGAGACAUAUAUAUCUGUGUAAGCAUUGCUAAAACUUCACCUCUUUUAUGUUCUUUGUUGUCAGCAAUCUGCGGUCAGUAAAAUAAAUUGGCACGACCAGAUCCACUUUGCACAAUACGCUAGAUGUAUACUUAUUUCUGGUAUUUAUUUCGGUCCAAAAACGGUUGAGUUAAUGUAAAACAAAGCGAAAUUAUUGAGAACACCAUUAAAUCAGAAUUAUGAUAAUGCCGAUUAUAGAAUUUACGAAUAAUCAUGUUGUAAGAAUAUCUGAUAUACAUACAUACAUAGAUGUUUUAAUUAAUAAAAAUGGCAUAACUAUA